Pseudomassariella vexata is the source of this 486-nucleotide messenger RNA. RefSeq lists its product as uncharacterized. Lineage: Eukaryota; Fungi; Ascomycota; Sordariomycetes; Amphisphaeriales; Pseudomassariaceae. Bases 1 to 486 code for a protein of 161 amino acids. The transcript is spliced from 4 exons. The record is from RefSeq and is a predicted model, not a curated record.
AUGGCGCCAGGCUCACGAAAAUCUUCGACGAUAUUAAUAUCUGAAGAUAUUUUCGGGUCACAAACGUUGUUGACGUCGUCAUUCGGUAUCGAGGCUUUAUAUCAUGCUGUCACCACAGUGCUCAAAUCUUUGUUCGAGUUCCACAAAGUCAACCGGUCCACGAAGAGAGAUAAUCUCAUCAACUUGAACGGACAGGUCAAGAACGACGAGGAAGUCCUGCUCAAGCAACCACCUAGGGUACUGAAGACAUGGAGGAUAUUCUGGAUGGGUGCGAAGCAUUGCCGACCGGGGCCUUCCACCCCGGGCGGAAAUAUCAGAUUUGGCGAUGAUCACGUACGCAGAAGAGACUGCGUCCUGGUAACGAUGCAGAACCCUGAGCAUCAAACGUAUGGGAAUAAGGGAAGUGCCUACCUUCAGCUUGGCGCCAUGAGGGAUGAUGGAGCCAAGAACCUGCUUCUCAAAGCGGCUGACGAACCCCAGCCAUAG